ACAACGAGUUGCGAAGCCUACUACGUUGCUCGAUUCUACGAAAGACCAGUCAUAUCAAAAUGCCUGUAAAAACGAAAAAAAUAAAAGGAAUUUUAAUACCCAUAGAAGAACAAGUAAAUAAAUUGAGAGAAUUGAUUAAAGGGAAUUCUCUCUGCGCGAACGAUGCUGUAUCGACAAAAUCAACACUCUUUGAACGAUUGGAAUGUCUGGGAGAAAAGUUUGAGGUAUUGUCGAAGGAAGAGAUUAACGAUUACGAGGAAAUGGAAUCGAGGAUCGCCGGCAUAGUGGAGGAAUUCUGCUCCUUGGAUUAUGUCAACGAGAUGAUUGAAAAUGUGGACAAAGAAAUCGCAGAAGAGAUCUUAUGCGCUGUGCUUGAAAAAUUUAAAUUGGCGCUCGAAGCUUUGGAGAAAUUAGAGUGUUUACCAUUGAAGCAGAGAUUAACGGAUUGCAUGGAUUAUAUCAGCGAAAUGGGUCAAGCCAAUGAAAUCGAACACUUUCAAAAUAUCAAGGAGUUGGGCACGUCAAUUUUGGAAUUGCUCGGACCGUUACAAAUAUAUAGAAAAAGCUUAUCGUCUCGUAUGCUUGCGGAGAAGAUCAUACUGUAUUCGUGUCAAUUAUGCACUGCCUUUAAACUGCUAGUGCAGUUGGUACAAGAGCAGCAUCAGCUGAAUGCAUCCAUCUAUAAUUGUAAGAAAUAUGUCUGCGAAAGGCUCUGUUUCUGCUUGAAGAUGAUAAUAGAGAUACUGGAUGAACCAGAUCCAUUACCCGAAGAUGAAAUAUCCGAGAGAGAAAAUCAUUUUGUAUAUAGAAUGGACUUGGUACUGGAUAUAUUGUUGGAAAUGCCGAAUAAAUCGCAGGAAGAGCAAAUACCGGAAUGCAAAGAGUUGUGGUUACGAAUAGAAGACGUGUUCUCGUAUGCGAUGGCGAUCGCGCAAGUGUGCAAACCUUAUAACUUCAAAGCGAUCACCGGAACCUGCCAGUUCAUUAUAUCGGAAUAUGAAAAUUUGAAGUUUCAGCUGACGACCGAGUCGUGCGAUACGGCAUUGAACAAUUUGUUCAUGAACAGUUUGAACGAUGCCCUUUAUAGGUUAGAACGUAAAAUUAACGUGUCGGUACUGAAUCUUGUCAUGGAAGUUUUCAGCGAUCCAUUCAACGCUUUGAAAAAGAUCUUUAAGAUCUGCGGCAAUUCGUUAAACGCAAAAAAACGAUCCAAGAGCGAUUUGACCAACGCUAUAGAAGAAUUCGAUCAGAUCAUAGACAAAUCCAUGCAGAUUGGACUAUUCGCUAUUGCCUCUUGCAAAGAUAGAAAUCGUAUCAACCAAAUUCGAAAUUGCCUGGCGAGCUUCGAAUCAUUGGAAACUGAAUUGAUUUCAGCUAUUACUACUUUCUAUCUUCAUCCAGAAAGUAAAGAAAUGCGCGCGAACGUAGAACUUCUAACCGGACAGUGGCAAUUGGAAGCGAACAGAUUACAGGAUGCAAUAAAUCUAAUUAUGGAUUCGGCAGCCUACUGCGAGGUAGUUUUAGAUGAUCUUCAAGAACGUAUCUCGAUUAUGUCCAAUCGCCUUGAUAACAGAGAACCCGUUACCCAAACGCAAGUACAAAGCGUCGUGCGUAGAUCAUUGUCGUUGUCGCGUCAGAUAAGUACGACUAUAAACGAUAUUGGUAGCGAUAUAGUAAAACGAGAAACAGUAAUGAUGCUCAUAGAACUUAAAGUUGCAAUAUGUGAAGCUGAUGCCACUUCGCAAAGACUUCUGACGGACAAUGCUACAGAACCGCAACAAUUACGCGUAAUAAAACGAUGCGAAUUAAUUUUGAACGUUGUCAAAAGAUUGCAUCCCGCUUUGGUCGCCAUCAUGAACAAUACAUCGCUGAUGAGCACAAAUUAUGGGAAGAAUGGGAAAGGCCAAGGGGAUACUGUUCAUGACGUGAGCUGCCGAUUGGCAUCUAAGAUUUAUGGAUCGUCUUACGAACAAUACCAAAAAUCUGUAACUUACAUAAGAACUCCCUAUACAGUGAAAAAUUACAAAUCACCGUUAUCCAUACAAACAGCGAACAGCGUUUCCAGGGGUCAAUUGAAUCUAUCGUGUCUGAUACCUUACAUUAAAAAAGGACGCGAAAUGCGCACGGAACGGUCGGUCAUGUACAAAACACCGCGUAAAACCGAUCUCGCCGAUCAAUCCACGAUCGACAAUAAGUUAGAAUCCAGAAAUUUGACCAAUAUCAGAGAGCACCUUUUCAGUAGAGACAGCAUCAGUUCUCACGAUGAUAUUUGUUUGUUCGAAGAAAGUAUGAAUUUAACAGAUAUCUUAGAAAAGUUUGUAACCAGUUGCACAACUUUGAAUACAAGUAUGUCGAAAUCGCAGCAUGAGAAAACGCACGACGCAUCGAACAAAAAGUCCAUUGCACAUUUGACGGAACCUUUGGUCGAAUGCAUGGAAACAAACCCCGGAAUAACUCGUAAAAUGGAUCAGUGUUCGUCCAUCGGUGGCGGGGACGGCCCAUCGGUGAUGGAAGCAUCGAAAAAUUAUGAUACUCAAAGUAAGAAGUAACGCAAAAACGAUUAUUCGGCGAUUAAACGCAUUGGUCGCGAAUUUACAGAAAAAUGUUGAUCUUUGCAAA
Messenger RNA from Colletes gigas, 2619 nucleotides. RefSeq lists its product as uncharacterized. NCBI's taxonomy places the organism in Eukaryota, Metazoa, Arthropoda, Insecta, Hymenoptera, Colletidae. Gene Ontology annotation, cellular component: adherens junction; cytoplasm; membrane. Bases 60 to 2549 code for a protein of 829 amino acids. The record is from RefSeq and is a predicted model, not a curated record. Gene Ontology annotation, biological process: cell migration; cellularization; cell-cell adhesion. The transcript has 12 exons. Gene Ontology annotation, molecular function: beta-catenin binding; actin filament binding.